Molecule: messenger RNA, 1011 nt
Organism: Thyridium curvatum
Lineage: Eukaryota; Fungi; Ascomycota; Sordariomycetes; Thyridiales; Thyridiaceae
Exons: 3
Coding region: 1-1011 (336 amino acids)
Biological process (GO): inositol phosphate biosynthetic process
Cellular component (GO): nucleus
Molecular function (GO): inositol-1,3,4,5,6-pentakisphosphate 2-kinase activity; ATP binding
Source: RefSeq, a predicted model, not a curated record
AUGGCACCCAGACAGGUGCUUCCAGAGACAGGAGCUGUCUACACCUAUGUGGGCGAGGGUGCGGCCAACGUAGUAUUUGCUGUCGAUAUCCUCCCAGGCCUGCUCCUCCGAGUGCCCAGAGUGAAGCCUGCAGGCUCGCAGCCUUUAUCAUAUGAGGUGCAGCAAGACUUCUUUUACCAGAACAUUGUACCGCUGAUGGGACAUGAAAACCUGGUGAGACAGAAGUUUGUUGACAUCCCUUCAACCUCCAUCAUCAAUCAGCUCAACAAUGUGCUGGCCAAAUCUGAGUCAAAACGACCCAAGAAGCACCGAGAUGGCCAGGUAGAUGAUGUCAGAAUUGGUCUGUUAAUCGAUGAUAUGAGACCGGCAGCCCCAGGUGACUUGGCAAUACAAUUCAAGCCCAAGUGGCUCGCCCAGUCGCCCACAGCACCCCUGGAUGCAAAACGUUGCCGAAACUGCGCGAGGGAGGCAUUGCGGCAAGUCAAGUCUGGCAUGCAGGAAGACUCUUCACGACGCUACAUUUGCCCCCUUGAGUUGCUGAACUGCCAAGUGGAUAAGGGGUACGGUGACAGCAGAGCGCGAUACAUCAUGAGACAGCUGGCCUCAGACCUACUGGGAGCAUCACCGGACCCCGACUUUGGCAACCCCGCCCACGUAAAGCUCUUUAGAUGGUUCAAAACAAACCAACUCCUGCCAAUGCUUGAGCAAGUCCAGGUCUCGCUCGACGAAGAGGGACUCAUCAUGAAAGACAACCUAGACGAAGAGGAGUUGGAUCAGCUCUCUGCAGCUAUGGCUCUGAGGGACUGUAGCUGCUACAUCCGCAUCCCUGCGUCAAACAAGCCCAUAGAAGCCAGGCUGGGUGAUCUUGACAAGAAGAACGCUUCUCACAAGCUUGACUAUUGGAGAAGCACUGAGGUGGAGUUGCGAGAAGGUGGCUUCUACACUGAAGAAGAAAACCCUUACCAGCCUGUCCUGUGUACCCUCGACUAUUGGAAGACCAAAUUCUCAUGA